This is a messenger RNA of Cygnus olor (mute swan), 1972 nucleotides long. RefSeq names its product ferredoxin reductase (gene FDXR). The record is from RefSeq and is a predicted model, not a curated record. NCBI's taxonomy places the organism in Eukaryota, Metazoa, Chordata, Aves, Anseriformes, Anatidae. The coding region runs from base 49 to 1476 and encodes 475 amino acids. Gene Ontology annotation, cellular component: mitochondrion. Gene Ontology annotation, biological process: ubiquinone biosynthetic process. The transcript is spliced from 12 exons.
UAUCUGGGGGGAGCGCCCCGCGGCGUCCUGCCGCCCCCCGGGGAGGCCAUGGCUGGGGUGGGGGGAGCUGCACGCCUCGGUGCCCGCCGGUGGCUGUCCUCGCGUGCCCCGGCCCCCCGGGUGUGCGUGGUGGGCAGCGGCCCCGCAGGGUUCUACACGGCUCAGCACCUCCUCAAGCACCACGACCUGGCACAAGUGGACAUCUAUGAGAAGCUGCCUGUUCCCUUCGGGCUCGUGCGGUUUGGUGUGGCUCCAGACCACCCUGAAGUGAAGAAUGUCAUCAACACGUUCACGCAGACGGCGCGCUCGGAGCGCUGCGCCUACUACGGGAACGUCGCCGUGGGCAGGGACGUGACGGUGGGGGAGCUGCGGCAGGCCUACCACGCCGUGGUGCUGAGUUACGGUGCUGAAGACAACCGGAUUCUGGGGAUCCCAGGGGAGAACCUCCCCGGGGUUUACUCAGCCCGAGCCUUCGUGGGCUGGUAUAACGGGCUGCCUGAGAACCGGGAUCUGAAUCCUGACCUGAGCUGUGAGACGGCGCUGAUCCUGGGCCAUGGCAAUGUGGCGCUGGAUAUCGCCCGCAUCCUCCUUUCGCCCCUGGAUCUCCUCAGGAAGACAGACAUCACUGACUGCUCCUUGGCAGCUCUUGCCUGCAGCAAGGUGAAGCGCGUGUGGCUGGCUGGGAGAAGGGGACCUCUCCAAGUUGCUUUCACAAUCAAGGAGCUGCGGGAGAUGAUAAACCUGCCUGGUACCCAGCCUGUCCUGAACCCCGCCGACUUCACAGGCCUUGAAAAUGCUGUUAAAGACGCCCCCAGGCCCAGGAAGCGCCUGACGGAGCUGAUGAUCAAAACAGCCCUGCAGAAGCCUGGGGAGAUGGCAGCGCAGGCAGCAGCCGCCCGGCAGUGGGGCCUGAAGUUCCAACGCAGCCCCCAGGAGGUGCUGCCCACCGCCGACGGGAGGCAGGCGAGGGGAGUCCGCAUGGCCCUGACCCGCCUGGAGGGCUCAGGUGAGUCUGCCAAAGCCAUCCCCACUGGAGACGUGGAGGAGCUGGAGUGCGGGCUCGUGCUCAGCAGCAUUGGCUACCGGAGCCUGCCCCUGGACCCAGCAGUGCCCUUCGACACCCAGCGAGGCAUUAUUCCCAACAGCAUGGGCAGAGUGGAAGGUGCCCCAGGUCUGUACUGCAGUGGGUGGGUGAAGAGAGGACCCACAGGCGUGAUCAUCACCACCAUGAAUGACAGCUUUGACACUGCCCAGUCUGUGCUGGAGGAUCUCCGGGGAGGCAUGCUGGAUGUGUCUGUCUCCAGAGAAGGCUUUGGGGCUGUGGGGAGCAUCCUGCGCAGCCGAGGGGUCCAUCCUGUUUCCUUCUCGGACUGGGAGAAGAUAGACGCUGCCGAAGUGGCAAGAGGAAAAGCUGCUGGCAAACCCCGGGAGAAGAUAGUGGAUCCUCAGGAGAUGCUGCAGCUGAUCGGUCACUAAAGCAGCAGGGAUGGGAACGCGGCACUGGUCUGCCCGGUACCAUCCUGGGGUGAUCCCAGCGGGUUCUGGGCAGGACCUGGGGGCACAGGGUUUGUGCUGGGGGGCUGCUGGCUGGUCUGGGGUGAGCCCAGAUGGUGACACUUGAGGCUCUCCAGUAACAAUGAACUCUGUGGUCCUGAAGUGACUCAAAACAGCCGAGGCUGUAGGCUGGCCCCACACCUCCGCAGCCUGGCAGCGAUUCCUGCGCUGGGUCCUGUGCUGAUUCGUGCUCCUUCCAGCGACAGGGAAUCGCCCUGGGCAGGUGAGGGAAGGUGUGCGUGUGGCAGGAGCCUUGGCCAGAUGCUUUUCCCGUGGCAAGUGACAGAGAAACUUCCUUGUGUCUCGCUGCCUCCCCUUUAAGUCUCAAGCCAAAUGGGGUCAUUGCCUUGUCACUCGUGCCUGAGCAGGCUAUUUCUAAUAAUAAUUGUUUUUAAAUAAACCCUUCCAAGGAAGCCAA